This is a messenger RNA of Naumovozyma dairenensis CBS 421, 3069 nucleotides long. It is a transcript of the gene GIN4, whose product is annotated as protein kinase GIN4. Gene Ontology annotation, molecular function: ATP binding; protein serine/threonine kinase activity. Gene Ontology annotation, biological process: intracellular signal transduction; protein phosphorylation. The record is from RefSeq and is a predicted model, not a curated record. Gene Ontology annotation, cellular component: cytoplasm. The transcript has a single exon. NCBI's taxonomy places the organism in Eukaryota, Fungi, Ascomycota, Saccharomycetes, Saccharomycetales, Saccharomycetaceae. Bases 1 to 3069 code for a protein of 1022 amino acids.
AUGACAUCGGUUGUAGGAGAAACCAAGAUGAAAGGAGAUACGAUUGGUCCGUGGAAGUUGGGUAAAACACUCGGUUUAGGUAGCACAGGUAAAGUUGAAUUAGCAUACAAUGAAACCACUUCCCAACAAGCAGCCAUCAAGAUAAUAUCGAAAUCUAUAUUUUCUCAAGGGACCGUUGGUGAAUCCUCGAUGGUCUCUAACUCGAGUCCCGAUGCAUUACCAUACGGUAUUGAGCGUGAAAUUAUUAUAAUGAAGUUACUUAGACAUCCGAAUGUGCUUUCUUUGUAUGAUGUAUGGGAAACCAAUUCCAAAUUAUACAUGAUUUUAGAAUAUGCAGAAAAGGGAGAGUUGUUCAAUUUACUAGUGGAACGUGGUCCUUUGCCUGAGAAGGAGGCAAUUCGAUUCUUCAGACAAAUAAUUAUAGGAAUUUCAUAUUGUCAUGCUUUGGGGAUUGUCCAUCGUGAUUUAAAGCCCGAGAAUUUAUUAUUGGAUCAUAAAUUAAAUAUCAAGAUUGCCGAUUUUGGUAUGGCAGCGUUAGAGACUAAGGACAAGAUGUUGGAGACUAGUUGUGGGUCCCCUCAUUAUGCAGCACCGGAGAUUGUUUCUGGUGUGCCCUACCAUGGGUUUCAAAGUGAUGUUUGGUCUUGUGGUGUUAUAUUAUUUGCAUUACUUACUGGUAGAUUACCGUUUGAUGAAGAAGAUGGGAAUAUUAGAAAUCUUUUGUUGAAAGUACAAAGCGGUGAAUAUGAGAUGCCUGAUGAUGAUGAGAUAUCUAAAGAAGCUCAAGAUUUAAUUGGGAGGAUUUUGACUGUUGAUCCUGAGCAAAGAAUCAAAACGAGGGAUAUUCUUAAGCAUCCGCUGUUACAGAAAUAUCCAAGUAUUAAAGAUUCGAGAAGUAUUAAGAAUUUACCAAGAGAAGAUACGUAUUUGUAUCCGUUGUCUGAGAAUAAUUCGAUAAUUGAUGACUCUAUUUUGCAGAAUUUAGUUGCUCUAUGGCAUGGUAGGGAUAAGGAUGACAUAGCUGGUAAAUUGAGAGAGUCUGGAGCCGAUGCUGAGAAAACAGUGUAUGCGUUGUUGUAUCGUUUUAAAGUGGAAGCAGAAAAGAUGAAUACAUGUAGUAGUCCACGAAGGAAGAAUAGGAUAUCAAUGAUAAGUGUUUCCUCUUCGCACAAGAGGCCUGUUUCUAUGAAGAAGAUUUCUACUGUGCAGAACAAUACCCCUCCUUCAAACAGACGAUUAUCAAUAAGUUUAUCUAGUACACAACGCAAGAGAAUGUCUGGUAUUCUUCAGCAUACCAAUUCGUCACCCACGCCGUCACGUACCAAACGAAUUUCUGUGAUUAAUAUCGACGAUUCGGAAAACAAAGCACCUCCUCCUGUGCCAAUGGAAAUGUUGGAAGAUUACAAAAACAAUAGCAAGAACGUGCGUCGUACGAUUAAGAAGAAGAAGAAGAAGAAGAAUAAUUAUAGAUUGACGUUGGUUAAUAAUAAACGUGUUUCUAUAACGACAAAAUUGUUGUCUACGUAUGCAAAAUUGUCUGAAGAUGAUAAUUGGGAAUACAUUGAAAGGGAGACUAAGAGGACCAGUUCUGAUUUUGCGACAUUGAUUGAUGAACUAUUUGAACAUGAGAAAUAUGAAAGGAUUCGAAAGGAGAAGGAAGAAUUGGAGCGUAAGGUCAGAGAGACAAGGGUGCGUGAACAACGUAGAGAGGAGGAGGAGCGUGCAGAGUUACAAAGGGAGCAGUUAAAAUUGCAACAGAAGAUUGAUGAGGAGAUUUCUAAAUUGAAGGAGGAUGCAUUGGAGAAAGAUAAUUUUAGGUCUGUGUCCGCUCCUAUUAAAGAGAACGAGGACGAGGACGAAAACGAGAAUGAAUUGCGUAACCGUCGUCAAUUUUCGUUACAAACAAGACCGGUAUCAAGAUUAGAUCCAGGUAUAUUGUAUUCUGCGCCAGCUGAGAUACCUAGCUACGAGCGUGUGGUGGUGAAUGAAAGUGGGAAUAAGAGUUCUGCCCAACAACAACGGAAGAUCUUGGAAACUAUUAGAAGGUCAAAGUUUUUAGGUUCGUCGUUUAAUAUUCAACAGGAGCUAGAGUUUUCACAGAGAAAUGUACUCGUACCAACCAAGGAGCAAGUUGUGGACGUUGAUGAAGUAAAACUUGAAGGUGGAUUGAGAAAGAUUUCUGAGGUCAAGAUUCCUCAGUUUACAAGAAAAUCAAGACAUUUCAGUGAUUCCAACAAAAGGUUGUCAGUGUUGUCGAUGUAUUCGACCAAGCAGUCGUACACGAAUCUUGGGCAUAUUUUGAAGGAUGGUACAGAGGAGAGUGAGCCUGCGAAGAAAACCCCUGAAUUAUUAUUUGAGAGUGGAAGAGAUGAUAGGUUGUAUGAGGUGUCAGAGGAGCCGGAGAUUCAAGAAGAAAAGGAAGAUAUUGAGACUGUCACUUUACCACAAUUACCACCGCUAAAACAGAGCGCAAACACAAACGCAAACGCAAACGAAACCGAAAUUAAUGGGCUUGCAAUCUUCCGUCCAAAGGAGAAUAUUGAGUUAGAAGACAUUACGAAGGAGGUUAAAGAGGUGAUUCCAUCGCAGGAUCAUGGAAAAGACAAACCUAUUGCUAUAAACAAUCCCAAACAGAGACUUGAGGUCAAACCAGAACGUCAAUUGGAUGAGAUCGCACCGAACAAGGUCGGCACAACCGAAAAGAAACGAAAUGUCUCGUUUUUCCGAAAGUUCUCCAAUAAUUCCGCCACAAUAAAAGGUUACGAUCACGAGAUAUAUGUUAACAUCGGUUCGCGACAGUUGUAUACUGGAUUGAGAAAGUUGUUAGAAGGAUGGACACAGUAUGGAUUAAAAGACGUGAGGUCAGACAAUACCGCAAUGAAGAUUACCGGGAAAUUAGCUAAUGACAAUAUACUUUCGUUAAGGUCUACACUGUUCGAACUACUGGUAGAGCCUAAGGGAUCCAAGUAUAGUCUGAUUGGGUUUACAAAAGUGCAAGGAUCUAGUAAAGUUGUGAGACGGUUAUUUACUGAAAUCGAAAAAGUAUUAAAUAAAGAGGGUGUUUUAUAA